Messenger RNA from Drosophila hydei, 828 nucleotides. RefSeq lists its product as uncharacterized. Lineage: Eukaryota; Metazoa; Arthropoda; Insecta; Diptera; Drosophilidae. The record is from RefSeq and is a predicted model, not a curated record. Bases 1 to 744 code for a protein of 247 amino acids. The transcript is spliced from 2 exons.
AUGUACAACAAGUGUUUCAAGUGCGUGCUGCUAGCUGGUUAUAGCAUAGGCAGUGGCUUGCGCUCCAUAGCUCAGGGAUCGGCAGAUCAGGCUUACACCGCGGUCUCCAAUCAACAUGCGGCCGCCAAGCAGGCGGCUUUCAUAGCCAAAAAUACCUUGGCACAAGCUGCUUCCCAGGCGGCUGCCACAGCGCAAGCAGCACUCGCUGGUAAACAGGUGAUACUCGAAGAGCUGGAGCAGCAGGCAGCCGAGGCACAGCGUGCGCUCUCGCGCGAACUGGAACAGUUGAAGGCGGCCAAGAUGUCCGCGAAGCUGGCACAGCAAACGGCGCAGGCCGCUCACAAUCACAUCUCGGUGCUGACGGCAGCCAUCAACAAUGCUAAAUCGGUGGCCGAGCAGGCGGAGCAAACAGCCAGCGAGGUGUCCAAUCAACUAGCCUCUCAGGCCACCAUGGUGGGUCAGGCUAAGAAUCGGCUGGAGCAGGUGGAGGAGCAGCUGCAGCAGGCGCGCGUGGACUUUGCUGCCACCAAGGAGUCAGCUCUGAAGGCAGCUUCCUCUGCAGCGGCUGCGCAGGUAAAUGCGUCUAAAGCAGGGGCUCAUGCUACGAUUGGACUCCAUGAGAGCGUCAAUCAGCAGGAGCAGCACCAUGACGAGGAGGUGGAGUCGUAUGACGAGCACCUGGACACCAGCGGAGUGGGUCACACAGCUAGCGACGCGGGUGAUGACCAUGCACGCUCCGGCUAGUCCACAUAUAAACAGAGUAUUACAAUUCUAGUUAAUAUUUAUAUUUAUGCAAUUUAUAAGCGUAUCAAACCAAAAAGCAAGUCA